Messenger RNA from Centruroides sculpturatus (bark scorpion), 2751 nucleotides. It is a transcript of the gene Nab2, whose product is annotated as zinc finger CCCH domain-containing protein 14-like. Bases 1 to 2544 code for a protein of 847 amino acids. The record is from RefSeq and is a predicted model, not a curated record. Lineage: Eukaryota; Metazoa; Arthropoda; Arachnida; Scorpiones; Buthidae. The transcript is spliced from 19 exons. Gene Ontology annotation, cellular component: nucleus; cytoplasm. Gene Ontology annotation, molecular function: metal ion binding; poly(A) binding. Gene Ontology annotation, biological process: regulation of mRNA stability.
AUGUUGAAUGCCAUAAAAGCUAAAUUAAAUGAACUUGGAGCUUAUGUUGAUGAUGAAUUACCUGAUUACAUUAUGGUUAUGGUUGCAAAUAAGAAAACCAAGGCUCAGAUGAUUGAAGAUUUAAGCUUAUUUCUUGGAAAUAGUACAGAAAUAUUUACAACAUGGUUACAUAAUGUUCUCAAUCGUUUGCAGUUCAUAACAGUUGUUAAACCACAGACAAGUGAUAUAUCAGAUGAACCUGCAAAAAAUGUUAUAACCAGCAGCACACAAAAUAUGACAGGUGAAACAAUUAAGGAAAUAAAUCCCAUUAUAAAUCCUAUUGUUAAUCCUGUUGUAAAUCCCAUCAUUAGUGCUACUGUAAGUACUCAAGAAGUACCAAUUCAAAAAACUUCCAAGUCAGAAAAAUUAGCAAGAAAAGAAAAAAAAAUGAAACUGACUGAAUUAGAAGAAAGUGAAGACUUCUUAGCUCUAAAAGAUGAACCAGAUACAGAUGAUCCUCUUGUUGAAGAAUUAAAAGAAGAUAGUACGUUAACAAAAGUUACCAAAGGUGUUACAAAUAUUUCAAGUGCAAAACCUGUUUUGAAACGUCAAAAUAUAGUAACUCCAAUUCAAAAAUCUUCUUUAUCUGACAAAGAUGGAAUUAAAGAAGCUCAGAAAGCAGUUGGGAUAAAGAAACGAUUAGAUUUAACAAGUAUUAAACCAAAGAUUCAAAGACCUUUUUCUGCUGUUGGUGCUAUUGUGAAAAGGGAAGAAAGAUUUAUAGAAGAAGAAGAAUAUGAUCCACAUAAUCCUUCUGUUGCUAGUGUUGUUUGCAUUUCUGAAAGGAGACCUAGUGUCCCACCAGCCCUUCAAGCAAAUAAAUUGCUUUUAUUAAAAGCAGUAGAAGAUGCACACAAAUCAGUAAUUAGUAGAGAGAAGAAAACAAAUGCUAGAGUUGAACCUUAUAAACCAACUCCAAUACGUCAGUUGUUUGCAAGAAAUCAUAAACAACUUGUGCCAAUAUCUCUGACUAAUGUAGAACAAUUAGCAGAAGAAGAGAAUUUAUCAGAUUUUGAUUUAGAUGCUAAUGAUCCACAAGACCAAGACACACGUACUGUAGUAUCCUGUACAGAUAAACAUCAGCUUAAAAAUCAGAAAUUAGAAAAUGACGACGAUGACGAGGAUGAUGAUGUAGAUAUAGAAAAAGAAAAUGAAUCGGAGCUGUUUACGAAAAAAACUAAAAUUGCAUCAGUUGAUGUAAAAUCAAAAGCAAGAAGUGACAGGAAAAGAAAACUAGAAGACAUUGAAAUACUUGAAAAUACUGAAAAUGCUCCACAUUUUGUUGUCACGCUGGAUGGCGUAGAUCCAAGCAAAUUUCUAAGGAAAAAACAAAGACGGAAUGUUGUAACAAAUAAGGUGCCUUUGUCACCUGAUGUUAGUAAAUUUGAAUUAGAUGAAUUAGAAGAACUAAGUACAAAAGAGAUCUGUCAAACAGAUGAAGCAGAAGAAAUUAUUGAAGAAGAGAUGAUGGAUGAAAGCAUGGAUGAGAAAAUUCAGGAAAGAUGUCGUUACUGGCCUGCAUGUAAACGAGGAGAUAAUUGUGAAUAUCAUCAUCCUACAAUACCAUGCAAUAUAGUAUCAGAUUUUGAUUUAGAUGCUAAUGAUCCACAAGACCAAGACACACGUACUGUAGUAUCCUGUACAGAUAAACAUCAGCUUAAAAAUCAGAAAUUAGAAAAUGACGACGAUGACGAGGAUGAUGAUGUAGAUAUAGAAAAAGAAAAUGAAUCGGAGCUGUUUACGAAAAAAACUAAAAUUGCAUCAGUUGAUGUAAAAUCAAAAGCAAGAAGUGACAGGAAAAGAAAACUAGAAGACAUUGAAAUACUUGAAAAUACUGAAAAUGCUCCACAUUUUGUUGUCACGCUGGAUGGCGUAGAUCCAAGCAAAUUUCUAAGGAAAAAACAAAGACGGAAUGUUGUAACAAAUAAGGUGCCUUUGUCACCUGAUGUUAGUAAAUUUGAAUUAGAUGAAUUAGAAGAACUAAGUACAAAAGAGAUCUGUCAAACAGAUGAAGCAGAAGAAAUUAUUGAAGAAGAGAUGAUGGAUGAAAGCAUGGAUGAGAAAAUUCAGGAAAGAUGUCGUUACUGGCCUGCAUGUAAACGAGGAGAUAAUUGUGAAUAUCAUCAUCCUACAAUACCAUGCAAAACUUUUCCAAACUGCAAAUUUGCUGACAAAUGUCUUUAUAUUCAUCCCAAUUGUAAAUUUGAUGCUUUAUGUACCAGAAGAGAUUGCCCUUUCACACACGCAAGUAAACGUGCUUUUUCGGCCUCGACCAUACCUCCUUAUUAUGUCGUCAUUAAGAAUAAAGUUCCAACAGCAAAAAAGACCUGCAAAUUUUUCCCUAACUGUUGUAAUUCUAAAUGUCCUUACAUACAUCCAAAGCCUUGUCGUUACGGAACAAAUUGCCAAACUCCCAACUGCACUUUUAAUCAUUCCAUCAUUCCUUCUCCAUCACAAUUGAAGUGGACUGCACCAAAAACUAUUCAAUCAUCAAAUUCUCAUUGAAAAAGAAAAAAAAAUUUGUACAGAAUAUCUAAAAUAUUUUCGUGUAAGAAUUAGUUUUAAUACCAAUAAAUUUUAAAUUGGUAGAAUGUAUAUAGAAAAAUCUUUGUAAUAAAAUAUCUGACAAAUUGCUAUAUGUUUUAUUAGUGGACAGAAAUUGUGUUUUGAGUAUUAAUUACAAAAACAAUUGCAAUCAUCAUUUUUGUAAAA